This is a messenger RNA of Talpa occidentalis (Iberian mole), 3600 nucleotides long. It is a transcript of the gene CCSER2, whose product is annotated as coiled-coil serine rich protein 2. The coding region runs from base 169 to 3450 and encodes 1093 amino acids. The transcript has 11 exons. NCBI's taxonomy places the organism in Eukaryota, Metazoa, Chordata, Mammalia, Eulipotyphla, Talpidae. Gene Ontology annotation, cellular component: microtubule cytoskeleton. Gene Ontology annotation, molecular function: microtubule binding. Gene Ontology annotation, biological process: microtubule bundle formation. The record is from RefSeq and is a predicted model, not a curated record.
UGACCUCAGGCGUCUGUACUCUAAAGCCCUCCUGGUCCAGGAUGCACAGGGGACAGGGUUAUGGGGUGGGAGUUCCACAUCUUCCUUGGAAUGAAAGACUCAGACUUGGGGAAAUGUACUAGGGCCAUGUAGAGGGAUGGGUGUGGGGAGUGAGAUCCUGUUCCUCGGAUGGGGACUGUGUUGCUCAAAAGAACCACAAAGGCUUUCUUUUAUUUCCCCUCCUGUCUGGAAAGUGGUUUUCCGUUGUUAAUGACUCUUCCUCCAGUGAUGAUUCUGUCAAAUUUUAAGAACAAAUGUACCUAUCUAAUGGAAGAAAAAACACAAAUCAAGACAUUUUUGGGUUCCAAGUUGCCAAAAUAUGGAACAAAAUCUGUAAGAAGUACACUGCAGCCAAUGCCAAAUGGGACACCUGUUAAUUUAUUGGGAACUUCCAAGAGUAGCAACAUCAGAAGUUACAUCAAAAAUAAUGGCUCUGAUUGUCCACCCUCCCAUUCAUUUAAUUGGAGAACUGCCAAUAAAUACCAACUUAGUGCACAAAAUGCUGAAGCGCUCAGCAGUCCUCAGAGUUCACAUAAUAAAGUAAUUGAUCCUGAAAAACAUGCACCUACUCAAGGAAUGUUUGAUAAAAAUGGGAUAAAGGGAGGUUUGAAAAAUGUUUCUUUACUCACAUCAAAACUAGUAAAGCCAUCCACUAUGUUCAUGUCAUCUGCAGAGGAGUUAAACCAAAAGUCUUUAUCUGGAUCAGCUAAUUUGGGCAAAUUCACCAAAGGCAACUUAUUAGGAAGGACUUCAUAUUCUUCAGUCAGUGCUCCAAAAUCACAAUUGAAUGGAUUUUAUGGAAACCGGUCAGCUGGCAGCAUACAGAGACCUCGAGCAAACUCCUUUGUCACUAGAAGCAGUUCUGGAGAAAGCUUAGCACAAUCCCUAGACAAUAUGAAAUCUAUUACUUGUGAAAAAAUGGUAAGGUCACAAAGUUUUUCACAUUCCAUUCAGAAUUCAUUCCUCCCACCUUCAUCUAUAACUAGAUCACAUUCCUUCAACAGAGCUGUAGAUCUUACAAAGCCUUAUCAGAACCAGCAGCUACCUAUUAGAGUGCCUCUAAGGUCAAGUAUGCUAACAAGGAAUUCCCGGCAAUCAGAAGUACUCAAUGGGAAUGAGCAUUUAACCUAUGGAUUUAGUAGGCCUUAUGCUGCUGGUGGAAAGAAGUUGGCUUUAUCAAAUGGUCCUGCUGUACCUUCAUCUUUGGGUUAUAGGAUGGUUCAUUCCUCUCUACUGAAAUCUAAUCGAUCUCCAUUUUCUGGGACAAUUACUGUUGAUGGUAACAAAAAUUCACCUGCUGACACCUGUGUAGAGGAAGAUGCUGCACUUUUGGCUAAGGACAAUGCUACUGAUAAGGACCAAGAACCAAAUGAAAAUGAUAGUUAUAGAACAGUAAAUGACCAGACCAUGAAGCAUGAUGCUAAAAUUAAAUACCUGAGUGAUGAUGUGGAUGAUAUUUCCUUGUCUUCUUUGUCAUCUUCUGAUAAGAAUGAUUUAAGUGAAGACUUCAGUGAUGAUUUUAUAGAUAUAGAAGACUCCAACAGAACUAGAAUAACUCCAGAGGAAAUUUCUCUCAAAGAAGAAAAGCAUGAAAAUAUACCACCAAAGGAUAUAUUUGAUUCCCCCAAGGAAAAUGAAAAAUCCUUAAGUAAAACCGAUGAGUGGAUAGAUAUAAGUGUCUCUGACGGGAGUGAAUGUACAAAGCGUGCUUCUGGGAAUAACUUGAUUUCGCCAGACACAGAUUAUAGAGCUGGCUCUUCAUUUGAGCUCUCUCCAUCUGAUAGCUCUGAUGGAACAUACAUGUGGGAUGAAGAGGGCUUAGAGCCCAUUGGAAACGUCCACCCUGUGGGGAGCUAUGAGUCCUCUGAAAUGAACAGCAUAGAUAUUCUGAAUAAUCUUGAAUCAUGUGACCUUGAAGAUGAUGAUCUUAUGCUUGAUGUGGAUCUGCCUGAGGAUACACCUCUUGAAAAUGUGGAGUGUGACAAUAUGAACCGCUUUGACCGACCAGACAGAAAUGUUCGGCAAUCUCAAGAAGGAUUUUGGAAAAGACCACCCCAGAGAUGGGGUGGACAGGAACAUUACCAUCUCAGCCAUCCUGACCACUAUCAUCACUACGGAAAAAGUGACUUGAGCAGAGGCUCUCCUUAUAGAGAAUCUCCUUUGGGUCAUUUUGAAAGCUAUGGAGGGACGCCAUUUUUCCAGGCUCAGAAGAUGUUUAUAGAUGUGCCAGAAAACACAGUGAUGCUGGAUGAGAUGACCCUCCGGCACAUGGUCCAGGAUUGUACUGCUGUAAAAACUCAGUUACUCAAACUGAAACGUCUGCUGCAUCAGCAUGAUGGAAGUGGUUCACUCCAUGAUGUCCAACUAUCAUUGCCAUCCAGUCCAGAACCAGAAGAUGUUGAUCAAAUAUAUAAGAAUGAAGAUUUAUUAAAUGAAAUAAAACAACUUAAAGAAGAAAUAAAGAAAAAAGAUGAAAAAAUUCAACUAUUAGAACAUCAACUUGCAAGUCGGUGUAACUGCCACCAAAAAUCUAAAGAGGAAAAAUGCACAUAUGCUGAUAAAUAUACCCAAACACCCUGGAGAAGAAUUCCUCCUCAAGUACUACAGCCUUCCAGCAGCCUUCCCAGACCCACAGACCACGCCCAGGGAAAACUAAUAAAGCCGCAACAUACAGAGGCCUGCAGUGAAUACACAGUCCAGAGCAAUCUUCAGGGUGUUGCACAUCUGGAUAAAAGCUUUACGCACAGCUUGCAACAAGAAAGCAACUGUGGUCUGGAAGACCGGCCUUUUUCAUCAAGCCUGGAAUUUGCUAAGGAUGUAACUAAGAGUACACCUUCUGAAGCAAACUUGAACAUGACCACGGAUGCUCAAGAGCCUUAUCAUUUGGUGAAUAAUCAAAUUAGUGACAUUCAAUUGGUACCCACUUCUCUUCAGUCACUUCCCCAGUCAAGUACAGUAGACCAGGCUAAGAGAGUUGGAAGAAAUCUAUCUUCACCUGAAGGCUACACGUCUCAGCCUAAGCCCUCGCAGCUUUUUAAGCCACCCAUCUUGAAUUCUUUGGUACCUCCUCCAGUUUCUGAAUCAUCUCCAAGUAGGACUCCCACUUGUAAGAAGUCACCAUUAAUCACACCAUGUAAUUCAGCAAAACUUCAACCAGCAUCCAGUCAAACAAAUCUUGCAAAUAAUACAAAUCCGAAAGCAUCUAAGCUCCGUCCGCCUUCUGGCUUUUUCAAGCAGAAACAAAUUAGCAACCCCCUAGUUGAGCCUCAAAACUUCCAGGCCAAGACAAGUAUCCCAAGGCCACUACUAAGAAGAAAAGAAAUCAUGCAGAGUCAGAAUGGCAAUUUGAAUUCUGGGGAUUGUUUGGCUUCUAAUCGGUAUUCUCGUCUUCCUAAACCAAAGAUACAUUAAGUACUUAGCCAUCACCUGCCAAUUUGUUCUGUUUUGUUUUUUUAAAAAAAUCUGUUCUGUGAUAGCUUUAUGUGCAGUAUGCUAUACUACCCAUAAUGGAGGUUCCAUUGAAAGUCUGCAAAUCUUAAAAUUAAACGGUGGAAACUUCUA